CGAGCACAAGGAGAAUCCCGUUGGGGAAAAUCCGUGACAGGUUUUCCUCUACCUCACAUCCCUUUCUAGGCACUGAAAAGAGCAUUUUCAAGUUACAGCCGGUCAGAGCAAGCUUUGCAGAAGGGGGUGUGUUGGAAACUGGCAGAGCUUCCUCUCGUGUGUGUGCGUGUGCCUGUGUGCAUAUCCGUCCUUUGGGAAGUGAACCCGGGCUGCCCCCUGUGGGAAUCGACUGGACGCUGGUUAUAACUGUUGAACUGGAUCGGACGCCGCGCGGAUUCUGUUGAGAAGCGAACAUCAUGUUGCCCAAGAGCAGGCUGGGAAAGCGCUCCACCAUGGGCGCGCUGGUGUGCGGCUCCUGCCACCCGUCCGACGCCCACCACCACCAGGAGGCGCCCCAGCUGCAUCUGCACCAGCAUCAGGGCGAGGCGGAGGCGGGCACCCCGUGUCUGGGGUUCGGCCCGAGACCUCACGGCGUCAUCAGAGUCAAGCUGCACCCGGGACAGAAGGUGUACGUGUUCUGCGGAGGCCAAGAGUGCUGCGGCAUGGUCGAGCAGCACAACCACGUGGACAACCAGGUGAACAUCUUCCUGCCGCAGCUCAACCAGCACAUCGUCCGCAAGCAGGAGGACGUCUGGACGACCCCCAACCCUCCGCUCGCCUCGCACUCCCACCCCGCUCGCUCGGUGUCCUCCUGCAUUGACGUGCCAAGAAGUUACAGAAGCCCCGUGUCUGUGGACAUGGAUGAGAUGAUGGCUGCCAUGGUGCUGACCAGCCUGUCAUGCAGUCCACUGGUCCAGAGUCCAUCUCAAGCAGAACCAGCCGUCAGUGGGGUGGAAUGCGGCGGAGGCGAACUGUCCGACAGCGGCAGCAGCGGCUACUGGAGCUCCGACCAUGGCAACACGAGCCCCGCCCCGUCACCAACCAUCGAGGAGACAGACAGGGGCGCGGUCCCGCCCGCCGACGAGGGAUUGGACAUGGAGCUGGAACAGGUCCUGUUUGACGAGCCGGCGCCACGGAAGCGAAAGAACUCUGUGAAGAUUGCUUACCGGUGUCUUUGGCGCAACUGUGGCAAGGUUCUGACCUCAGUGGUUGGCAUCAAGCGGCACAUUCGCACGCUGCACUUGGGUCAGAGCACGGAGCCGGAGCGAUCCCAGAGAGAAGAGGACUUCUACUACACCGAGAUCUACCAGGACAUGGACCAGAUGACCGUCAGCAGCGGGGUCACCUCCCUGACCCCUACCCCCACCCCCACCCCCUCCCCCGCCGCCGCCCCCGCAAGGCUCUCCUGUGCGUCCCCCGCCAGCGCUGCCCAGCACGUGCCCUGUCCCCCCAAAAGCGAGCCCAGCCCCCUCAGCCGCUCCGCACCCUCCGAGAGCUUCUGGCAGGUCCACUGCGAGCACUCGUACCAGGCCCCCGCACCUCCCCCCGCCCAGGCGGUGACCGCUGUGCCGUCCACCUCCCCCUCCUGCAUGUGGACGCAGCCUCUAACCGUCGCCGCAAACAAACAGGUGGCGCCAUUUCGCAACCGUUCUGUGAGUGUGGGUGAACAGUGGCUCCAGAACCACAGCGCCCCCAGCAGGUCGGUCCCAGCCAGUGUCUCUCCACCCAGAAAUCACUGCAACACCAGAAAGAUCCGCGGCGAGGCCAAGAAGUGCCGGAAGGUGUACGGCAUCGAGCACCGGGACCAGUGGUGCACCGCAUGCCGCUGGAAGAAAGCCUGCCAGCGCUUUGUGGACUGAGAGAGGCCAGAGAGCAAGAAAGAAUGGAUAGCAGAGAUCGAGAGAGAAAGGGAGAGAGAGAGAGAGAGAGAGAAACACCUCUUCCAAAGACAGGAGGACAGGCUAACCACAAAACCAGAGAAGCACCUUUUUUUUUUCUUUUUUUUUUUUUUAAACUGUUUUGUACCUUUUGACUUUUUAAAUGUUUUUUUUUGUUGUUGUUGUUUUUUUGUUGUUGUUGUUCUUUUAUACUUGCAUGCUUUUUGUGUUUAAAUUUCAUAACUGUAAUUGUACUUUGUUACAGCAUGAUUUAAAUGUUUUUGGUGCUUAAGACUUUGGGGAAUCAAAGAGCUAUUACACUGCCAUUCCCCUUAACUCUACCUGUCUGAGGUGAGUCUUUCGAGAUGUCCACCUCUGCUAGUCUUCCUCCGAACUGGAACAUGAUGACACGCAUCCCCCCUGCACACACAGGGGUCUUCUGUCUCUGAGCCACUGCCAUAUCAGCCAAGGGGAUUUCCCUCAAAAGUCAUAGGAGGCCCAUCUCCGCACGACGGCGGUUCUAAGAAUCGACUCGUUUCUCAAUGGCAGUCCAGAAAAAAAACAUGGCUGCCUACAAAGAAGCCGCUUCGGUUUCCCUGGGUCACCCCGCCCUUACUCAAACACUACGAGUGUGUGUGUGUGUAUGUGUGCGUAUGCGCACACAUGUGUGUAUGAAGUGGGAUGGCAGUUAUUGUUCCAGCACUGAUUUGAUAUUGAAGACCAUGCAGUAAGAAAGAAGUCAAUUUGUGGUGCAGGCGUAAGAUUGACCUAUCGAGAGGAGUUAUUAAGGAAAAAAAUAAUAAUUAAAAAAAAUACGGCAGCUUAUUGAGACUACAGCAGUUGGUGGAGCAGUGGUGGUUCUUUUGAUCCACUGCGUCCACUGUAAAAGCCAUGCAGAUCUGUGGUGGAAUUCCACAGCUUCCGAAGCUUUUUUUUCUUUCUCUUCAAAAAGAGAUGUUUUAUGUAUAAAAAAAAAAUGAGAUUUUUUUUUUGAGAUUUUUUUUGUUGUUUACUCAGUGACUAGUGUUUCUGGUGUUAUGUCAUAAUCAUUGUGCUCAUGUAUUGGUUGCCAUGGGUUACGUCUGUGAGACAAAAAAAAAAAAAAUUAUGUAAAAAAAUUUGAUCUCUGAUGACAAAGAAAUGAGUUCUGAUGUAGCAGCCUUCCCCUUUUCCAUGGUAAUUUGACACUUCCAUCUUGAGUUAGCAAACUGUUGGGUCAAGUGUACAUUUUGUGGUUCCUUCUCUUACUAUGGUGCAGUCGCACUGUAAAGACCACUCUUUUGAAUCGUUUUGAUAUUCUGUCUUGUCCUUUAAUGAAAGGAAUAUCAUGUGUAUGAUUGAGAGAGACAUCAGCUUCCAACUUUUUUGUGUAAAUUUCCAAGGAAUAAGACUUUGCAAUGUCUGCUUGUACCACAGACGACAUGAAUGUCUUAGGGAAUCUGCUCUACACGAGUCAGAUACUUAGAUACUUUUUAGUGAAAGGAUUUGUGUUCACAUUGUACUUAAGUACUAAAACAGUAAUAUCUUCUGUCACUUAACUGCCCAGGCAUAUGAGACAUAACCAACCGAAGUCCAUGAGUAUCUUGUGUUUAUGUACGUUCUAUAAAGUCAGUUUGUGUCAAAGCAAAAAAAAAAAGUAACACCUUAUUAUGAAAUUCUUUGUGUAAUCUGAAACCUUUUUGUAAUUCUUGUUUUAUUACAUUUUAUAAAAAUAUAUAUCAAAGCAA
Molecule: messenger RNA, 3484 nt
Organism: Sardina pilchardus (European sardine)
Lineage: Eukaryota; Metazoa; Chordata; Actinopteri; Clupeiformes; Clupeidae
Gene: znf395a
Product: zinc finger protein 395a
Exons: 10
Coding region: 297-1739 (480 amino acids)
Biological process (GO): regulation of transcription by RNA polymerase II
Cellular component (GO): nucleus
Molecular function (GO): DNA-binding transcription factor activity; RNA polymerase II cis-regulatory region sequence-specific DNA binding
Source: RefSeq, a predicted model, not a curated record